Cladocopium goreaui is the source of this 2337-nucleotide messenger RNA. NCBI's taxonomy places the organism in Eukaryota, Dinophyceae, Suessiales, Symbiodiniaceae. The record is from the annotation of a GenBank genome assembly.
AUGAGCAGUUUGAGUGCCACACCACAGGGGCCUGUCCCUUCAGAGUAUGUGGCAGUUGGAAACCUUCGGGUGAAUCCCACCCUUCACCAUACCGUUGAGAAGACGGUUUGCCCAGGCACUGGCUUCAGCACCAACUACUUUUGGUCGUGCUUGGACCAGGUGGUCACGGAACUGCGUCCCGAGCUCGAACGGUGCCUGGCCAAGCGUGAUGAGCUUCAAUCCAGGAUUGACGGCUGGUAUGAGGAAGGCAAGAAACGGGGGGCCGACCUGUCACAGCCUGAGUUCAGGCCGGCCUGCCGUGAAUUCCUGAAGGAGAUCGGCUACCUUUGUGAGGACAAAGGGCCGGUGAAUGUGACAACUCAGUUUGUGGAUGAUGAGAUCGCAAGGGUCCCUGCACCCCAACUGGUGGUGCCUUCAGACAACGCUCGCUAUGUGCUGAACGCUGUGAAUGCCCGUUGGGGAUCCUUGUAUGAUGCACUCUAUGGCUUUGAUGUGAUCCCAGCCUACGCUGUGACAAGCAGUGGAGUUGAAGUCAAUGCCUCGAAGGGGGGAGGAUACAAUCCCAUGCGAGGUGAAGCUGUGAUUGACUUCGCCAAUGGCUUCUUGGAUGAGAUCGCACCUUUGACCGGAGGCAAGUGGUCUCAGGUGUGUCGAGUAUGGCCCAAAUAUGUCGGCACCGUCCAGAGACUGCAACUCUUGCUGGAGGAUGGGUCGACAACCAGCCUGAGGACUCCCUCCCUCUUUGUUGGUUCCCAGGGAAAUCUAGGACCACCAGAUGCAGGACCCAACACCAAGAAGAUUAGCACAUCUACUAGCCCCUGUGUGCCAGAUCAAGGCCGAAUCUUUCUGAAGCACAACGGCCUCUAUUUGAUCUUGGAGAUUGACAGGAGUCAUCCCAUUGGCAAGGCCGCCUUGAGCGGUAUCAAGGACAUUACAGCAGAGAGCGCCCUGACGGCCAUUUUGGACAUGGAGGAUUCGGUGUCUGCAGUGGAUGCCGAAGACAAGUGCAGGAUCUAUAGCAACAUCUGUGGCAUCUUUAGUGGCACCUUGGAAGCCCCUUUCCUGAAAGAUGGCAAGGCCAUGACCCGAAGGAUGCGCCAUGACGUUUGGUAUCGUGAUGAUAAGGGCAACACCUGCACAAUUCCUGGUCGAGCUUUGGCCCUGGUGCGAAACGUUGGACAUCACAUGUUCACAGAUAUGGUCCUGACAGCUGAUGGAAAGCAGGUGCCUGAGGGCUUUGUGGACUGCUUGGUCACUACGGCAGCAGCUCUACAAGAUCUCCGAGGCACAGGUCGAUUGAUGAAUUCCCGCGAGGGAUCGGUGUACAUUGUGAAACCCAAACAGCACGGACCUGACGAGGUUGCUUUGACCAGCCGACUCUUUGGCCGAGCAGAGGAGUUCUUUGGACUUCGACGCAAUACCAUCAAGAUGGGCAUCAUGGAUGAAGAACGUCGCACUUCGGCCAACCUUCGAGAAUGCCUACGUCAAGCAUCAGAACGAGUGUUCUUCAUCAACACUGGCUUCCUUGAUCGUACCGGAGACGAGAUCCACACGUGCAUGCUUGCUGGCCCGGUGGUCAAAAAGGCUGACAUGAAGAAGCAGAACUGGAUUCAGUCCUAUGAGGCGGGAAAUGUGGACGUUGGAUUGCAUUGUGGACUGCAAGGAAAGGCCCAGAUUGGAAAGGGCAUGUGGGCCAAGCCUGACAGUAUGAAGGACAUGCUGGACGGCAAGAUCUCCGAGCUCAUGGCCGGAGCCAGUACGGCCUGGGUACCCUCACCUGCAGCGGCCACGUUACACAGCUUGCACUACCACCAUGUGAACGUCCCCGAGCGUCAAAUGCAGCUGGCCAUGCGGCCCGCGGCCAAGAUCGAGCUGCUGUUGGAACCUCCGUUGCUGGCUCAGAAGCUGACAGAUGAAGAGAUCGGCCAUGAAUUGAAAGAGAAUGCUCAAAGUAUCCUGGGCUACGUGGUGCGAUGGAUCGAUCUCGGCAUUGGUUGCUCCAAGGUCCCAGAUCUCAGCAAUGUUGGUCUGAUGGAAGAUCGAGCGACCCUGCGCAUCUCCUCGCAGCUCAUGGCGAAUUGGCUCCACCACGGAGUUGUGUCAGAGAUGCAGGUCAGGGAGACCUUCCACGAGAUGGCCAAAUUGGUGGACCAGCAGAAUGCGCGUGAGCCAAACUACAUCCCAAUGUCGACGAACCCGGAGCAGUCCCCUGCUUUCCAGGCGGCCUUGAAACUGGUCCUGGAAGGCAAAAAGGCGCCCAAUGGCUACACAGAGUACACCUUGCAUGAAUUCCGCAAGAAGAUCAAGGGUGACGUUACCCUGAUGGCAAAGAUGUGA